Molecule: messenger RNA, 669 nt
Organism: Pleurotus ostreatus (oyster mushroom)
Lineage: Eukaryota; Fungi; Basidiomycota; Agaricomycetes; Agaricales; Pleurotaceae
Exons: 2
Coding region: 1-669 (222 amino acids)
Source: RefSeq, a predicted model, not a curated record
AUGUUCUUGCAACUUUUCUCUAUUCUCGCCUUGUUCAUUCUCCCUGGCUCGCUGGCGUGCGAAGGCGAAUGCAUCGUUGGCAUCACCGACGCCUGGAUACAUAACAUUACUCAUGGACCACUCCGAAGUGUUGCCUUUGAAUUCCAUGCCGCCGUUGAAAAGCUCGUGCCUUCCCCUGACAAAAUCCCUGGCUACUACGGAACACCUCUACUAGAAGACUUCGCCAAGGGCGGCCUCUACGACAAGAUGUCCGACGCGAUCUUCCCCAGUUUCUUCCAUGGCAAAUGUGCCGACGCUCAAGGAAGCACCCCACCUGGCUGUCCUAACCCAAGUUGCUCGGUUGUCUGCGGCACCCCCGGAUCGCUGGUAUUCCAUUACGACAAGCUGUUCUCUAUCGCCCUUGGUGUUGCCCGCACUCACCUGCAGCAAGUCGUACUCAGACCUGAUUCUCCGACGCGCAAGAAGAUGGAAACACUACUGCUGCGGGAAGCUGGCGCUAAGCGAAGUUACAUACGCGGUCGAGCGGGCUCGGCCUCACCCUCGAAGGACCUUCUGCAACGGUUUCACGGUUUGAUAGACGCUAUCCUCAAGGCGUUCACGAUCGCAUGUCAGAACGGCAGUUGCGACUGGGAAACGGAAAUGAAGAGCUACAUACUUACCUUCCCUUGA